GUGUGUGAUGCGGGGUGGAAAGCCUCCGCCGCUCCGCUCUGUAGCUCUGCCUCUCUGUCGCGGUGAUCCACGCUGCGCUCGCGCCCUUCCUUCCCACCGCGGACAUCCGGCCAACUGAUCCGUCUCCUUCCCUCCCCAAUGAGAGCAUCAUCCUUCCUCUGGUGAAUACAGGGACUCAGAGCGGAGGAGGAGAGGAGAGGAGGAUAGGAUAGGAGGAGAGGAGAGGAGAGCGGCGUUUCCUUUGCUCCCCGUCUGUGUAAAGGCUUUUAGUGUUCAGCUCUUCAGCAGCCAGAUCUCAUCACCAGCUUGUUUUAAUGAAUGAAAAGGAGACAGCGCAUUAACACGUGUUUACGAUCGGAUCGUCCGUACAGAUGGGAAUAAGGAGCUGCAGUUUGAGAGACUGACUCGAGAGCUGGAGGCUGAGCGCCAAAUCGUCGCCACCCAACUGGAGCGAUGCAAACGAGGAUCUGAGGCCGGCAGCACCAUGAGCAACAUAAGUUCAACAGAUGAACAUCUUGGCUGGGAAACUGAAGAUGGACAGAAAGACAUCGAGGAUGAGCUGAACACCGGACUGGAGCUGGUGGACUCGUGCAUCAGAUCCCUGCAGGAGUCCGGCAUUCUCGACCAUCAGGAAUACAGCACGAGCGAACGACCGAGUCUGCUCUCUCAGAGCUCUCUGCAGCUCGGCUCCAACUCCUCCGGAUAUCACAGCAGCCAGACGCCGGCUCCAAACGACGCCCAGGCUUCAGCAUCUCCUCAGCUGCAGCAGCUCGGAGGAGUCGUGCACAACUACAACCAGGUGACGUCCAGUCGCGCAGCUCAACCCCAGAGCCAUGGCCCUGAACCUCAGCAGCUGUGUCCAUCCUCGGGAAUCUACUACUCCAGCUCCACAUUGCCUGCUCCUCGUCUCAGCUCUCCCCUGAACUCCAUGCAGCCGUCUGGCACGACCGCCGGCUCGGCCACCAAGCUCCAGCGUCUGGGCUCGGCCUCGGACGCUACCGCCUACGCCACCACCCAGCGCCUGCAUUCCUCCUCCUCAUCCUCCUCACCCAAGCCGUCUCCCGCGAGGCUCGCUAAGUCCUACAGCAGCAGCUCCCCUAUUAAUGCCGUGGGAGCCGGCGGCACGGCCUCGAGUUCACCCAUCCGUCUGGCAUCACCGUCCAACAACGCCUCGCCGCUGCACCAACAGCUAAGUGUGGGCAGCUACGCCACGCUCUCGCCCACCAAGAGGCUGGUGCACUCUUCAGAGCAGUACAAGAUCUCACACGAGCUGUAUGCCACCGCUACGCUGCAGAGGCCUGGCAGUCUUGCUGGAUCUCGGAGCUCAUACAGCAGUCAGCACAGCCACACAGGUUCUGAUCUGAGACCACUGCAGUCCCCGGAGCACCACAUCGAGCCCAUCUAUGAGGACCGCGUUUACCAGAAAGGCCCAAUGAGGAGCCUGAGUCAGAGUCAAGCAGAACCCCCUGCUCCAGGACAUACUGGGACAUACCGGACCAACACUGCCCCAUCCUCCCCCGGUGUCGACUCCACCCCCCUGCAGAGAACAGCCAGUCAGAAUGCAGGCGGAACCUUCCCGCGUGGAGGCUACGCCAGCUACGUGGAGCCGUACCGCACGCUGCAGUACUGCUCAUCCGUGGAGUCUCCCUACAGCAAAUCGGGCCCCACCCUUCCUCCCGAGGGGACCCUGGCGCGCUCGCCGUCCAUCGACAGCAUCCAGAAGGACCCCAGGGAAUUCGGUUGGCGAGACCCCGAGCUACCUGAAGUCAUCCAGAUGUUGCAGCAUCAGUUCCCAUCAGUUCAGUCCAACGCUGCCGCCUACCUGCAGCAUCUGUGCUUCGGGGACAACAAGAUUAAAGCUGAGAUCCGGAGGCAGGGUGGGAUCCCCUUGCUGGUGGACCUGCUGGAUCAUCGGAUGGCGGAGGUGCACCGGAGCGCCUGCGGAGCUCUGAGGAACCUCGUCUAUGGGAAAGCUAACGACGACAACAAGAUUGCCCUGAAGAACUGUGGAGGAAUCCCAGCACUGGUGCGUCUGCUGAGGAAAACCUCAGACGUAGACAUACGGGAGCUGGUUACAGGUGUGUUAUGGAACCUCUCUUCCUGCGACGCCCUGAAGAUGCCCAUCAUCCAGGACGCUCUGGCCGUCCUGACCAACACGGUCAUCAUCCCUCUGUCCGCCUGGGACGUCUCACCGCAUCAGGAGGACCGCAAGCUGCAGAUGCACACCUCGCUCGUCCUGCGCAACGCCACCGGGUGCCUGAGGAACGUGAGCUCGGCCGGAGAGGAGGCGAGGAGGAGGAUGAGGGAGUGUGAAGGUCUGACAGACGCUCUGCUCUUCGUCAUCCAGACCGCACUGGGGAGCAGCGAGAUUGAUAGCAAGAGAGGCUCGUCCUUCUCGCUCAGCGACGGCAAAAACAAGCAGCCGCAGCAAACCAUAGAAAACUGUGUGUGCAUCUUAAGGAACCUCUCAUACCGACUGGCAGCCGAAACGUCUCAGGGACAGCAGAUGGGCACCGAGGAGCUGGACGACCUUCUGUGCAGUGACUCCAAUGGCAAGGACGGAGAGAGUUCAGGCUGCUGGGGAAAGAAGAAGAAGAAAAAGAAGGCGCUGGAUCAGUGGGAUGGUGUCGGUCCUCUCUCUGACACAGCCGAGCCUCCUAAAGGAAUCCAGAUGUUGUGGCAUCCGUCCAUCGUGAAGCCGUACCUCUUACUGCUCUCUGAGUGCUCGAACCCGGACACACUGGAGGGAGCGGCUGGAGCACUGCAGAACCUGGCUGCAGGGAGCUGGAAGUGGUCAGUCUACAUCCGUGCGGCGGUGAGAAAAGAGAAAGGCCUGCCGAUCCUGGUGGAGCUCCUGAGGAUAGAUAACGAUCGUGUGGUGUGUGCGGUGGCCACAGCGUUACGAAACAUGGCCUUAGACGUCAGAAAUAAAGAGUUAAUCGGGAAGUACGCGAUGAGGGAUCUGGUGCACCGCCUUCCUGGGAGCAGUAACGCUAGCGGCAGCAGCAGCAGCAGCACCAACAACAGCACAGCAAGCAAAACCAUGUCGGACGACACGGUGACGGCCAUCUGCUGCGCCCUGCACGAGGUCAUCACCAAGAACAUGGAGAACACCAAAGCCCUGCGAGACGCCGGUGGCAUUGAGAAGCUCAUCAGCAUCGCCAGGAGCAAAGGAGACAAACAUUCGCCCAAGGUGGUGAAAGCAGCAUCUCAGGUCCUGAGCAGCAUGUGGCAGUACAGAGAUCUGCGCAGCCUUUACAAGAAGGACGGUUACUCACAGUAUCACUUUAUCGGCUCUGCUUCGACGAUAGAGAGAGACCGACAGCGACCGUACUCUUCCUCACGCACGCCUUCCAUCUCUCCGGUCCGGACCUCGCCCAACAAUCGCUCAGCGAGCGCCCCCGCCUCACCCAGAGAGAUGAUCAGCCUCAAGGAGAGGAAGACGGACUACGAGUCCACUGGAACCAAUGCUAGUUUCCAUGGAAACAAAGGCGAGCACGCAUCCAGGAAAGACGCCACAGCAGUUCAAGUCUCAUGUGGAACCUCGACGCUGUUCCGCAACUCGUACGCGAUUCCGAACGAAGAGGUGAAGCACAACCAGAUCCCGACCCAUCCUCCUCCACAGGAGAGCGUCCGAAAGGACUACGAGGUGCUUCCUCCAUUUCAGAACUCCACUAGAAACUUUGAAGAACCAUUUUUCGAAGAUCAGGUUCAUCGGCCUGCUCCUGCCACGGACCUCAGCAUGCACCUGGGACUCAAGUCCACUGGGAACUACGUGGACUUCUACUCGGCCGCGCGUCCCUACAGCGAACUCAACUACGAGACGAGUCACUACCCCGCCUCGCCCGACUCGUGGGUGUAGGACUCCAUGAAUGAUGACCCCUCCCCUUUGGAUGACCCCGCCGAUGACCCCUAACAUCACCCUCUGCCCUUCCCCUUGCCCUCCCCCUUUCUUUCCUCCUCCGCCUUCCCAGGGACUCCGACCCGAAUCCACCCAAAUCCGGGUGCUUGCAAAGAGAGGCUGGAAAACUGUGCAUGUGCAUGCAUACCACAUUUCCGUCGACACAUUCCGUUCGUCAGAAGGCUCGUUCCGUGGAAAGGAUCAAAGCAGGAUGGAAGAGGGAAUAUCGGAAUGUCAGCACAAGAAAAAAAGAAAGGAUUUAUGAAAGAUGAUGGAAAGUUUUGACCUUGUAAGGGAUUUGUAAAGUAGGGAAUUGAAACCGUGUGGAAGCAAAGAGACGUUGGACAGAUCCGUACGGAAUUCUGGGAAGAGCUUUUCACUUUAUUUGUUUGUUGUUGUUUUUUUUUAAGUUUCGUUUUCCCAUCUUAUUGUGAGUUAUGUUGAGUUUGAAUGUUUGAGAUGCGUUUGAGAUUUUUCCAGCCUUUUUAUCUAUUUGCGUUCCUCCUCUCGGUUUGGUUUGUACUCGAUUGGUGUACAUUACACUGCUGCCACUCGGAGGUGACUUUGGAUCUUCUUUUACAGCACAAGACAAAAAAAAAAAAAAAACCUAGACCACGUUUAUUUUGGAGAAAUGUCUCGGCUAUGCGUGUCAUCUUCAGAACAGGGUAUGUUUCCGGAGGAGGAGGUUUUUUGUUUUUUUUUUGUUGGUUCUGAUAAAGACGAGUGCAUCUAGAGCGACGUUCCGAAAGCAGUCGUGAGAAAAAGAGAACACGGUUCCACUCUCCGUAUCGACGAAGUGCUUUCUCACUGCCUAACAAAAGACGUGUAGAUAUAUUUCAACUUUUUUUUUUUGCAUUUUGUUUUGUCAUUUUUUUCACAAGUGUUAAAACAGUAAAAUUCUAACGAUACAGCCGUUUGUCGUCCGUAGCUAACCUGACUGACCAGAUGACUGACGUUGUGCCAAACGUAAAAAAAAAAAAAAAUCACCACUGGAAAUGUUUUAACCCAAAAUCUCUUUAUUUUACUUUCCAUCAUUUCACUCAUGAAUGUGUUGGGAUUUUUUCUGGAAUUAAGCAACUCAUCUAAGGCAACACUGGAGUAACAAGCCGGAGAGCGAGAUCUCUACCUGCUUCAUUUCCUCCAAAGAUGUACAAAAUGCGUCUCUGUGUGUUAGCCGAGUGUGUGCCGUGUGUCGUCCAUGUUCCAGGUGAUGACCGGCGGCGUGGCUUCUACCGUCCAACUUCUACUGGCGAAGCACCGUUAAAAAAAAAAAUCUACUAGACUGAGAUGUUCAUAGAGAAUGAUAACGAUGAUAUAAAUAUACGUAUAAAUAUAAAUCUAUAUCAUUUUUAUGUGCAGAUAUUGGUGUCACGAAAAAGCAACAAAACGGCAAGAAAAGACUUGUGUUAAAAAAUUCUGUUCACCUCAAUGUUCUAAAUCCAACAGAGAAAAAAAGAAAGGAGAAGAAAAAAGAAGAAGAAGAAGAAUAAUGUCAAUCCCCCGGUCUCAGUUGUUGUUGUUUCCGAGCUCCAUAGAUAAUCAGGCUGGAUUUUGAUGAUGUUCUGGUGCCAGGACAAUAAAAUUACUGUUU
Molecule: messenger RNA, 5492 nt
Organism: Hemibagrus wyckioides
Lineage: Eukaryota; Metazoa; Chordata; Actinopteri; Siluriformes; Bagridae
Gene: ctnnd2a
Product: catenin (cadherin-associated protein), delta 2a
Exons: 23
Coding region: 485-3862 (1125 amino acids)
Biological process (GO): cell-cell adhesion; cell-cell junction assembly; dendritic spine morphogenesis
Cellular component (GO): cytoplasm; nucleus; adherens junction
Molecular function (GO): cadherin binding
Source: RefSeq, a predicted model, not a curated record